UAAGGUGCAUUUGCCUGCAUUACAUGAUUCUGUCAACUUUACCAGAAAUAGAACAGUUCAUCCAGGGUUUGAACAUUAAUGGAGUCCUAGAUGUCAUGAGAAGCAACCCUAUGAAAUCUCGAAAAUUGCUACAGUUCUCRGAAGCUGAAAAGCUCAAUGCAGAUAAGGUUGACCAACUGUUUCAGUUUUGUUAUUCUCCCACUGGAAGUAACAACAGAAGGGAUGAAGAAGCAAUAGCAUUCAACUUUACACAUUAUCUUCAAGAUGUCGAAGCUGAUAGGGUGUCAACAAGCAUUCUUGAUCCAGACACUGAUGACCUCAAYUCGAUCACUGUCCAACUUACACACAUUUUACAGUUUGUUACUGGAUGUCCAACCAUACCCGCUACUGGAUUUGAUAAGCAACUUUCUGUGAUGUUCAAUCACACUGAAACACAAAGGAAGCUCACAGCUAAUACUUGCAGCUGUACCCUUUACCUGCCAGUUAGCAAGGUACUUGUGGAGUACGAGUCAUUCAAACAAGAGUUCACUGAAUGCAUGUUCAGCUCACCGGCUUUUGGUGUUGUAUAGUUAAGGCAAUACACUAGUCAUACUUAGGGACCAGUCGUU
Molecule: messenger RNA, 608 nt
Organism: Actinia tenebrosa (Australian red waratah sea anemone)
Lineage: Eukaryota; Metazoa; Cnidaria; Anthozoa; Actiniaria; Actiniidae
Product: G2/M phase-specific E3 ubiquitin-protein ligase-like
Source: RefSeq, a predicted model, not a curated record